This is a messenger RNA of Talaromyces rugulosus, 684 nucleotides long. RefSeq lists its product as uncharacterized. The coding region runs from base 1 to 684 and encodes 227 amino acids. The transcript has a single exon. The record is from RefSeq and is a predicted model, not a curated record. NCBI's taxonomy places the organism in Eukaryota, Fungi, Ascomycota, Eurotiomycetes, Eurotiales, Trichocomaceae.
AUGACUUCACCCAAAAUAUCUGAUCAAAAAUACUCGCUCUCUGCAAGCCCAGACAGGGAAAGUGCUAUAUCCCGAAACGCCGUGAGAAUGAUGGACGAGUUGAACCGGAAAAUAGAAGACAGCGGUUACAAGGCCUACCUAGGAAAAUCGGGCACUAGUGGCCCAUCCACGGCUCCUGUUGAUGAGUAUUUCGACGAUGAUAGCUUCACGAGCGAAGAGGAAGCUUCGAUGAGUAAUGAAAUGUCGAAGGAGUACUCUGAAUCCGACAGCUCCACGGAUGUCUCAGAGAGAAAACGAAUUCCCAACGAACUUUUACGACGUCAAAAAAAAGCCAAUAUGCGUUACAACGCCCUAACACCCCAUAUCCAGAAAUUAUUUCGUGACCCAGAAAACACGAUGGUGGAAGCUACUUUGAAAAAGGAGGGUAUCGACGUCAACUUCCUCCAAAACCUCGCAGAUGUGUGUCGUAAGUCCAAGAGCACGCCUAUGAAAACGGUGCACAGAAAAAUCCAACUCAAAGGCUAUCCACGGGAAUGGGCAAGUGAUAUGAUUCGGAUCUGUGUAGUCACUGAGGAUACGUUACUUGUGGACAUCUCCAAUCAAGUCAUGGAUAUUGAGGACUGUGUGGGGAAACUACAACGUUCAUUGGAAAAGAUUUUUGAGUACCGGAGCAGUCAGGAAUGA